Molecule: messenger RNA, 3791 nt
Organism: Balaenoptera musculus (blue whale)
Lineage: Eukaryota; Metazoa; Chordata; Mammalia; Artiodactyla; Balaenopteridae
Exons: 2
Coding region: 1321-2256 (311 amino acids)
Source: RefSeq, a predicted model, not a curated record
AGGGCAAGGGUCAAGGCUCGGUCCCUUGCGGAGAGAGCCAUUGGGAAUCCUUUUGGAAAGUUGCACAGAGAGGUGGGCGACGGGAAACCCGCUGUGCUUGGCUUUGAGGCUGGUUCCGGGUGCUCAGAGCCUUGCUGUGUGCACGGCCCUUCUGUCCCCAAGAAGCCUAGCUGGGCGAUUCCGAGGGCCUGUUUUCGGGCGGGAGUGGUUCUGAGCGAUAUCCUAAGUUUAAGGAGGGGUUUCAGGUGGGCAGCUGAGGCGGCUCCGCACCUGGAGCAGAGCCCUCUGGCCGGGGUUUCAGCGUCUCCCCGCAGGGCCCAGCCUGCCAGACGAGCUGGGCUCAGAUCCUGGCCUCGCCAGCUGCCAGCUGGGCCCGUUUCCCCAUCUGGGAGAUGGGGUGUCUGCUGGGAUGGUCCAAGGCUCUUGCUGGCCCAAGGCCCUGAGCGUGGAGGAGGGGAGACCAGCAGUGGGGUUUACGGGGCACAGGUCCCCCAGGGUUGUGAGCUCCCAGGCUGCUGCAGGACGGGGAGCGUUUCCCCUGACCCCUCCCUUGCGGUGGGGUGGGAGCUGUCACGGCGGAGGCCCCCGGCUUCUGCCCUCAGCCCCCAGCGUGCAGAAUGCGGGUCACCGUCUCUCUGCUCUUCUGGGGAGGGGCUUGGGCUCAGGGCUGCUGUAAGGCUGAGGGUGGGCGCCUGCAUCCGGGAACAAGUUUCUUCCCUUUUGUCGGGAUCGCCGUCCUCCCGGCCUCUGGGUGGUGGGUGCAGCGAUGGGGAGCAGGUGCUCUGAGAACAAGUUUGGGGGCCCGGGUUGGGAGCAGACACUCUGACUCCCUCCAAGGCGUGUCCUCCGUGGGCCCUUCUGUCAGCUUGAGGACAGAUGCCGGCGGUUAGGGCCCUCCCGGCGCCUGGGCUCUUACACAGGGGUGUCCCGGCCCCCUGCCUGCAGUGCCCUCUGCUGCCGGAGAGUGGGCUGGGGGCCCGGGGAGGUGGGCAGCAGGAAGCAGGGGAAGGCCGGGUGCUUCCAAGGAAGCUCCGCCGUGGUUUGGGGAGAGGGUGCCUAGUCCCUGGGGACAGCCCGUGUGGCCCCUGUCUGGCGGCGUUGGGAGACAGGCGGCUUCUCAUGUGACCACACUUCCUUCCUUCCCAGCCAGCCCGCCAGGCUCCGUCCCUCCCUGGGAGCUUGGCAGGAGUUUGCCCAAGUCACACGUCUGUGAUUCCCUCUGAGUGAGGCCUGGCGUCAGAGGCCUGUGCCACUUGUCACUUUGCCACCGUCUGAGCUUUCCCUUAAGCAGCCUGACCCUAUCUUCCCUUUUUAGCCGCUAUGAGAGCGUUUCUUUCUACCCCCGAAGACAGUGAGCGUGCGCCUCACCCCACCCCUGCCCGCCCUGCCCGCCCGCGGCCCCUGUGCACUGAGCACCGCCUUGGCUGGUGGGGCUUCGGCCAGGCCUCGGGCCUCUGUGAAGCUGUCCUCCUCUGGGGCGUGGGCUGUCCCUGGAUGAGGCCACCUCGGGUCUGGGGGCCCGGGGCUGCAGUGGGAGGGCCUGUGCAGAGGGCGCCGGGCAGCGCGGGUCGGAGGCGGGAAGGUGCGUCGAGGCGCGGGGCCUGGCUGCACCCGGCUGGGCGUCGCUGGGCGUCGCUGGGCGUCGCUGGGUGUUCGGUCUUGGGGGUGACCAAAGAGGCAGGAGGGAAUCCAGGAACGGCUGGGGUCUUGGAAGCCAAGACAGAGGCUCAGGGAACAGCUGUGGAGGUCAGGUGCUGCCCAGAGGUCAGGACAGUGAUGAGGCCGGGGCUCCGGCCUCGCCCCCCGGAGCGGGCUCUCCCCGGCCCGAGCACUGGUGAGCCGGCCCCGGCUCCCGGGCUGCUGCGGGCAGGGCAUGCCGACCGUGGGGGCCUGGGAGUGCUCGGGGCCUCUCCGUCCAGCUGUGCCUGGACCGAGCCUGGGGUCCGGGAAACCCGGGAGCCCCAGGCAGGCCUUGCCACCUUGCAGGCCUCCCGCAGCGUUUGUUCUGCUUGGGGAGGCUCAGGGCUCCCCGGCCGCAGGCUUGCUCAGAAGCGCCCCUGGAGUGGCCGGCGGCUCCCCGCCCCCGUGGGACCCCGGGACAGCUGGGGGUAUGACGUGGUCUCUGGAGGGGGCUGGCCAGGUGCUGUGGGGCAUCAUGCCCCACCCCUGCCUGUCUGCAGGCUCGUGGCCACCUGCACGAAGCCCUCUGCACCCCUCUCCCGGCUUGUCUGGGGUUGUUCCUGGGGUGCAUCCUGACCGGAGGCCGCCUUGUGCUGGGAGCAGUGGUGGCACUAACUGGGGGGCGCUCAGAGGGUGGGGAGGCCCUGGGCUGGGGUCUGGACUGUUCCCAGCCAGGCCACUUGCCGCCUGAACGAGGCUCCAGGCUCCAGCUUCGUGUAAGGGGGACGUGAUGGGACGGGGAGGACGCCGUGAGGAAACGGGGGGUGGUGAGGAUGGGAUGGGACAUGUGGUUGCAGGGUCUCGGCUGCACUCGUCCUGGGGCCCCACCCAGCCCAGCUCCCUGAGCAGAUGUGUGUCAGUGGAAUCGAGUGACCACUCUCCCUGUAAGGUCAGAGUCAGUUAAGGAAGUGUUUUCAGAAUCAGUUCCCAGAUUUCUCCAGUUUCCAUAUCCUCCCCACCCGCAUUGCUCAGGAAUGGGGGAGGGGCCUUUUAACCACAGCUGGAGCUGCUUGCUCAGUUUGGAUUCUGAGCCAGUGGAUGAAGAGGUGAAACUCACUCUGAAACGGUGAGGGCUUUUGAGGGGCUUGGAGAGAAAGAGAGGCCAGGCCACUUAGGAGAAGCUGGCAGGACAGGCAGGGGGUCCCCUCCCUCCUACGUGGCCCCAGAGGGACAGGCUUGCUCUGCAGCCUGCUGUUGCUGCGUCAGGACUGGCCUAGAGACCAGACUGUGUUCUCAGUUCAGAAGAUUUUGGAUUUUUAAAAACAGUAAAUCAUGCCAGCACUGCUUUUGAGGUUUGGGCAGUACCCAUGGUCAAAUAUUAACAUUUCUGCAGCAAGACACAAAUAUUCCCAUUAAGGGGACACAUUGAGGCUAUAAAUGGCCACACAGCAGUUCAGGUCACAUGUGGCUGCCAGCUGGGUUUGUUACAAACUUAUAAAAAAGUUCCGCGUUCAGAGCUUUUGGCAUUUGGAAUUGUGGGUAAGAGGUGUGGACUGCGGGUAGCAGGUCCCUUGGGCCCGGAAGCCACGUUGGCGGGUCGGGCCGUGGUUCUCCAUGGAAGGUGUGAGUGUGGAGCAGACCUGCUGGCAGGGCCCGGAUUCUGCCCACCUCCCUGGCUGCUGAAGGGAAACGGCCUGGCUCUGCCGCCUUCUUGGGGUGGGCUAGAGGUGAACGGGGGAGAGGGCGUGGGGUCUGGUCCCAUCAAGCCCGGACUCCUGACUGAGGGUGUUGGAAAGGGGAGGCCCAAGCUGCCUGCUCUGCUCUGGCUCGAGCGAGUGAUGGAUCUGGACAGAAGGCGCUGCAGAGACAUACGAAUUUUUAUAGAAACCAGCAUUUGCCUCUUGUAAGAGAAAACGUGGCAGGUUGUACGGCAGCCGGAUGUUCUUGCCUUUAUCAGUAGGUGCUGGUGCCUCCCAAGCGGCUCUUCUCUCCUCUUCACGUUUUCUGUGCAGCGACCGCUGGCAGCUGGCCGUCCCCUCCACGACCGGCGCCCCAGCUCUGGAGGCACCUAGGCUUGCGGACGUGGGCCGGGGGCGCCUUGGGGACAGGGGUCCGCUGGGCCGGCAGGCCUUGGGUCUGCGAGGGCCCUAACCCGCGUGCCCCCUCUCUCU